GCGUGUAUUGAAACAAUUAUACUCUAUGGUGCUCCGUUCUGGGCUGAGAUGGUAGACAAUACCCGUACUAAGAAAAAGUUAAACAAAGCCCAAAGAUUAAUGUUACUAAGGUUAUGCAGGGCAUAUAGAACGGCCCCGACAGCUGCCCUACAAGUCUUGUCUGGUGUACUGCCUCUACAUAUAAGGGCAAAAGAAGAAAUGUGGAAGUGGCACCUUAAAAAUGGAGGAAUUAUAGACAAUCAGAAUAGUGAAAUAUAUAAAUAUAUUCAAAUUGGGUUAUUUCCUAAUCUUAAUGAAUACCUUCUUAAUACUUUGAAAUCAAAUUUGAAGGAGGAAAUGAUAACUAAUAAAUUACAUCCAAGCUUAACAGAAGAUAUUAAGGUAACGGACUAUAAUGAUGAUCCUAUAUCACAAUUCAGGAUUUUUACUGAUGGAUCCAAAAAUAACAGUAAGGUGGGAUCUGCUUUUGUGGUCAGGGAUUCCAAAGAUAAUAUCUCUUAUAAAGCUUGCUUUAAGCUUGCUGACGUCUGUACAAUCACACAAGCAGAGUUGUUUGCAAUUCUUCAGGCAGCAAAACAUAUUAAUAAAACUAAAAUUAAAAAUAAGCAUAUCAAGAUUUGCUCUGACAGUCAGGCUGCUAUCAAGAGAAUAGUAAAUAAUAAAGGAACCCUCGCUACUUUAAUUCGUAAUGAAAUAAAUAGUACAAACAACAAAGUGACCUUUUCAUGGAUAAAAGGCCAUUCCGGCAACGAAGGGAAUAACAUGGCAGACUUCAUGGCUAAGCAAGCCGCUACAUCCAAUGUCACUCCCUCUUACUGGGAAGUUUCUUAUAUUAUAAUCAAAAAUGUUAUUCACAAUACAGCAAUACAGAUCUGGCAACGUGAGUGGGAGGAAGGUGAAACAGGGAGGACAACUUUCCGGUUCUUUCCUGACAUAUCAACUAGACUACGGAAUAAAAACUUUAAUACCAAUUUCUACACAACUCAAAUUAUAACGGAUCAUGGGAACUUCCAAUACUAUUUACACCGUUUUGGGCAUCGUGAUCACCCUCUCUGUGAAUGUGACCAUACCAGCAUCCAAAAUGCUUAUCAUCUUAUUUUUGACUGUUUUAAAUUUGAUGAUCAACGAACCGCUUUGGAGAGGAUAGUCUUGGAGAAAGGUUUCAACUGGCCAUGCCCAAUGAAGAUAUUGGUGGAGGAUAAGGAUAUCUUCGCUACUCUUGAAAACUUUAUCAAAAAUACUGGUGCAUUAGAACCCUCAUUCAGUUAAUGUACUUAGUUACAUUAAUAUAGUGGGUGCUUAUAUGUUUCGAUGAUGUGUUCAUUAAGUUUGAGUUACAAUUACAACUCAGCUAUUCAUCGGAUCUCUUGUGUCUACACAGAAGCGGCUUAUAUGGUCCUUUUACUGUGGUGCAAGUUAAUUAUAACUCUUAUUAUGCAACAGUGAUAUUAUACUGUAUAUUACAGCUUUA
Centruroides sculpturatus (bark scorpion) is the source of this 1471-nucleotide messenger RNA. RefSeq lists its product as uncharacterized. The transcript has a single exon. The record is from RefSeq and is a predicted model, not a curated record. Lineage: Eukaryota; Metazoa; Arthropoda; Arachnida; Scorpiones; Buthidae. The coding region runs from base 49 to 1269 and encodes 406 amino acids. Gene Ontology annotation, molecular function: nucleic acid binding; RNA-DNA hybrid ribonuclease activity.